Molecule: messenger RNA, 2932 nt
Organism: Micropterus salmoides (largemouth bass)
Lineage: Eukaryota; Metazoa; Chordata; Actinopteri; Centrarchiformes; Centrarchidae
Gene: cebpg
Product: CCAAT enhancer binding protein gamma
Exons: 2
Coding region: 244-714 (156 amino acids)
Biological process (GO): regulation of transcription by RNA polymerase II; DNA-templated transcription
Molecular function (GO): RNA polymerase II cis-regulatory region sequence-specific DNA binding; DNA-binding transcription factor activity, RNA polymerase II-specific
Source: RefSeq, a predicted model, not a curated record
AUUGCCGUACAUGGUAAAAGAGAUUUCGCAAUCGGCUCUCUUCCAUGUUCUAAACAAAAACAGUCGGAGCUCAAACACAGACGGAAUUAAACUCCAACUUUCUGCGUUAACUUUCUCCACUUUGACGGAUGGUCGACUCCACCGCCGCCCCGUGAAGGCGCCACUGAGGUGAAGAAUCUGUCCCCGUUUCAUCUGCACACCUGAGGAGACUCAGAGACCAGCACCUGCAGGCAACCCCUCCAAAUGAGCCGGCCGUCGCAGCCGAAACUAACCACAGCUGAGCACAACGGCGUGAGCGUCAUCCAGAGUCAGGCCCACGCCAACGUCACCGCGUCCUCCUCGUCCCUGCAGCAGGUCCCCCAGCUCGUCCCCGCUAACCCUUCGGCCGGAGGCGGCAAGGCCCUCCCCCCGAGCAAGAUGAAGAAGCCCCACGCGGACAAGGACAGCGACGAGUACCGCCAGCGGCGCGAACGCAACAACCUGGCGGUGAAGAAGAGCCGCAUGCGCAGCAAGCAGAAGGCGAUGGACACGCAGCAGCGCGUCAACGAGCUGAAGGAGGAGAACGAGCGGCUGGAGGCCAAGAUCAAGCUGCUGAGCAAAGAGCUGAGCGUGCUCAAAGACCUCUUCCUGGAGCACGCCCACAACCUGGCCGACAACGUCCAGCCGCCCGCCGGCGCAGACGGCUCCAGCCCCGCCCCCACCAAUGGGCAGUGAGGGGGGCGGGGCCACAGGAAUGUUUGAUUUCAGGGGCAUUCGCCUGCUGCAGCUUUUCUGGAAACUUCUGUCACUCUUCACUUUGGAAACACGGCCUCGCGUCUUCUUCACUGCUUCUCUUUGGUUUCUCCUCUUUAAUCUGUUAGUCAGGCAGUUAAUAAAGUUUCCUGUGAUUUUAUUAUUAUUUUAUUGAAUUCAGUCAGUUUGACUAUAAAGGCUUUUAAAGUAAAACAGUUCUAACUUCUAACAUUCAGUUCUGGGACUUGAUGUGAUCCAACAGACCGGACUGUCAUCAUGUGAUCGCUCACAUCUUAUUGAUUGGUUGAUUGGAGGAAUGCGAGGACGUGUGAGCUCCUACAAACUGAGAGGUCGUCCAGAAGGAUUCACGCCGAGUGGAUCAGAGAAACUGGAGCCGCAGACGUCUGUAGGGCCCGAAACACUUCCUGUGGGCUCAUUUAAGACAGACCCGGACUAAGCAGCUGCAGCGAUGCAGGACGAUGAUGAUGAUGUAAAUUCUUAAAUUCCCUUUUUCAGGAUGUUUUUUUCUUCUGUGGUUUUGAAAAGCGUCUCGUUAAGAAAACCUGGUGAGAGUUUUUAAGCUUGUUCGUACGACUUUCACUACAUGUUGGUGUUUCAUGGACGCUCCUGUUCCUCAGCCCGGGUCUGACUCGCACCCCGGACCCUGUCUCAGUGAGACCCGGGCUGGGAACAGGACUGUCAUUCACUCAGUCCACGUCCACACUUUAAUGUUGGUCUCCUGCAGAGAGGAGGGGGCGGGGCUUAAUGUGACUACCUGGGUCUCUCUGUCAUAUCUGUGGCUGACGUGUCUGUGUGUGUAAAUAUGUUCACAGAAUACAACUUAAAGAUGUUUUAUUAUUAUUAUUAUUAUUAUUAUUAGAGCUUUAAAUGUGUCUUCAAUUCACUUUCAUGUUUGAAUUCAACGUGCUGCGUCUGAUGAUGUCAUGAUUUCCAGGUGAUGCAGUUAUUAAUUAUUCCUGAUGAAUCAAUUCUUCAUCUUUGAUUGGUGAUAAAUCGUCUGGUUAUUGAUGACGUCUGUUUGGAGGAAACGACCACAGAUAUGAUGUCAGACCGGGUUUGUGUUUUAAAAGAGAUGUGCUGGAGUAACCUCUGAGUCUGACCCCGCCCAGCCCUCCACCUGGCGGGGCGUCACGGUCCAGACAGGCGUGUGUUUGUGGUGCUGGGCGGACCCAGACGCCUCGGAGGCAUCGGGCGCUUCAGGCGAGCAGAGGCUUGAAUUAAAUCCAAUCUUAAACCGGGUCCGGCCGUUAGCGCCUGCUAAUGAGGUUGGAACAGAUCGGGACAGGCCCCCCUGCCUGCCAGCACGCCACUGAGGGGGGGGCGUGUCUUCACCAUGUUGUUGUCAGACUUUAUAAUUAUGUGAGCUUAGUGCGGGCGUGGAGUGUUUUCCACAGGAUUUGUCUGUCAGGAGUUUCACCUCCCUGCAGGAAUGUUGUCUGUCUGAGUCCUGCUGCUCCCGAGCCCCUCAGCGUCCCCUCAGCGUCCCCUCAGCGUCCCCUCAGCUCCUAUCAGGUGGGCACUUUGUAAACCAACGCUGAUCGAUUUGUUUUGAACUCCGUUAAGUUCUUUUUCUGCCAGUCUGCAGUCACAAACACGUGAAAACGUUAACAGCAUAUAGAGCAGGUUCAUGUGUCUGUCUCUCAACACUACAAUACCCAUGAGCCUCGGCUGCUGUUGCUAUGGUGAGGAAGCCGGUCAGACGGCGCUGCAGUUACUGACUUCAUCCAGAGCGUGACCUGAUUUAAACUGCGGCUCUCUGUUAGCUGAAUGUCGAGCUGUGUGAUGUUUGUCAGUGAAGUGCACCCUGGGAGUCGUAGUUCACUUUGCUUCUGUUGUGCAGGGUCCCUGUUGCUCUGUGUUUACAGACAAGCAUCAGCUCCGAUCACGUUUGCUUCGUUAGCGCAGGUUGAACCUGUGACGGGAACGUUGAGGGAACGUUCGCCGCAGUGGGCGCGGCCUGCGUCUUUUUCACUUUUCUAUCGUUUGUUUUUCUACACUUUGAUUCCAAAAAGCAGCAUGUUUGUAGAGAACUCUUUGCAUGGGGGGGGGGUGUCUGUUUCUGUGUUCUGCUUCGGUCUGAAUGUUGCUGGGCAGCAUUUCUGUCGUCACUCAGCUUUUUUAUAUCGGAGGAAUCUGGGCUAACGUGCAUUGUAAAUUAAAAUUGAGUAUAAAAGUUCAA